AUGAAGCGACGAGUGCAUUUGCCACUAAUGACGCUCCUUAGCGCUGUGACACUGUGCACAAUGCAGCAGGCCCCAAACCCGAGCAUCGUGUUUAUCAGCCCGGAACAGAUCCGCGACAUCGGCGAACAAGUGACGCUCAACUGUUCGAUCGCGAACGUGAAGAACUACAUCGUCGGCUGGCAGAAGAGCAACCGCGAUCGGACGAAGGAAAGCAACAUCAUCUCGCUCGGGGUGCAGCUAGCCGUGGCCGAGGAUCGGUUCAAGCUGAACUUUACCAAAGAGAACAACGCGGCCAACUAUCUGCUGGAGAUCAACGACAUCGUCAACACGGAUGCCGGACUGUACGAGUGCCAGAUACAGGUGACCAGCACGACGAAAGUCACCAAAACCGUGGAGCUGCAGGUGCGCCACCCGCCGAUCCUGCUGGAAAAUCAGCACACCAACACCAUCACCAAGGGUGAGGGGGAGAGCGCGGAGCUGGUGUGCCGGGCCGAAGGUUACCCGCGGCCGGCCAUCACGUGGAAGCGCGAGUACAACGCAAUCUUACCGCUCGGUGGUCAAACGUACGUCGGGAACGAGUUGCGGUUAAGCGCGCUGCAGCCUGAAGACCGCGGCACCUACUACUGCAUGGCGGACAACGGGGUCGGCAAGUCGGACACGAAAGCCAUCACGCUGGAGGUGGAGUUCUCGCCCGUCAUAUCCGUACCGCGGCCGAAGGUGGCCCAAGCGGUCGACUACGAUAUCGAUGUCGAGUGUGUGGUGCAGGCGUUUCCGGCUCCGGCCAUCUCCUGGUACCGGAACGGGAAACAGAUCCACAACGGCGGUUCCUACAGCAUCUCGCAGAUCGGUUCGCCCGACGACGUGACACGGUCGGUGGUGAAGAUCAGCUCGGUGGCCGAGGAGCACUUCGGGGACUACGUGUGCAAGGCGUCGAACAAGGUCGGCCAAUCGGAGGCUCGACUGAACCUGUUUGAACAAAAUGUUCCCAACAUCAACUAUUCCGGGCUGAAGUGGUCCAACGGUGCCCCGGCCAGGAACGUUCUGAUCGGUCAGUGCUUCAUCGUCACGAUAACGCUCCUGCUGGUGACGCUCUUGUGAAUGCGACGCGCACGAGGCAGUGAACUUCAGAACGGUUGGCGGAAUGCGUGCUUCCUCGGAUCGCUAGCGGCAGCGCCACCACGAAGCUCGAUUAGCAACGAUCGUUCCCUCUCUCUUCUAAACGAUAAUCCUUAAGCCAUAUCUACAUGUAAGCCCACCCCACUAC
Messenger RNA from Anopheles cruzii, 1264 nucleotides. RefSeq names its product lachesin-like. Bases 1 to 1098 code for a protein of 365 amino acids. The transcript has 4 exons. The record is from RefSeq and is a predicted model, not a curated record. Gene Ontology annotation, cellular component: neuron projection. NCBI's taxonomy places the organism in Eukaryota, Metazoa, Arthropoda, Insecta, Diptera, Culicidae.